AUGGCGCUCCAGGCCGCAUACAAGCAGUUUUUAACUACGCCAAACGCAUCCUUCCUCGCCAGCGACGCGUCUCUGCACUACAUUACCACUCUCACCACCCUGCACGGCUCCGCAGAGAUUAUCAAAUACCUCAAUGGACAGAGCCAUGAGCUCAAGAAAGAGGAGAAGUUCCUCGAUGUGGUAGAAGGCCCAGACUCUCUAGCUGUAGAGGUCCACACCACUGUGGAAUUCCAGACCGGAGGUGGUGCAUAUCUGCCCAGCCUAGAUGACAACUUCCUCGCGGAUCGCAUUGUCACCUUGCCAAUCAUUCACAUCGUCAGCUUCGAUGCAAACGACAAGAUCCAGCAAAUCCGACAGAGCUGGGACCAGGGAUCGCUUCUCAAAUUGAUCGAUGUUAUUGGCAAGACUGGGCGCAACUGGCCAAUUCGCGAUGGAAAGGACCAAAUCAACUUGAUCGUAUCAAGUGUUAAGUCGACUGGCAAACCUUCCUCGGGAUCUACUUCGAAUGCUGCCGAUGCUGCCCGUUCCUCCCGCGCCAACUCUACGAACGUUACCCGCGAUCCUCAUGCAUCUUUAUCUCUCUUUGGGCCACGCGAAAAGGCUGCCGGUGCCGAGACCCGCCCAGCAGCUAUUGCUCGCGCUUCUUCAGCAAAGCCAGCACAGCGGAAUUACCAUGACUUGUUCGUCGGCAAUGAAUCAGACCAAUCUCCAACUGAACCUACCAGACCUACUGCCCGCGAACGUGCCGAGUCCCCCUCUAGAAACGGCGGCGUCAGGGGCAAGGGCGGUGCAGGAGCAGGAAAAAACUAUGGGCCUUCGCGCUUGUUCGAUACUGAGGAGCUUGACGAGGCUGAUCUCGUCCGACCAUCCCCCAUGAAAGAGACAAAUUCUAAGAAGUAUGAGCACUUUGACUUUGGUGAAAAUCAUGAUGCUCCUGCUCGUAAGGAGAAGACGAGCAAGCACGGAACUCAGUGGGGCUUUGAUGAUUUCAACACCCCUGCGAAGGCUGUCCCUGGCAAAGUUCAGCGCGCCAACGAGGUCCGACACUGGGGCAAUGAGGACGAUGAACUUGUUGAUAGCCCAGUCAAGCACCCAAAGGUGGACAAGCCAAGGAAGGACGCCCAGGCCCAUUUUGAGUUCAAGGACGAUGGUACUCCAGAGGCCGGGCGUCGCAUUAUUGGUCGACCCCGUGGGCAAGGCCAUAACGACGGUAUGGGUCUCUAUAGGAACAACGUUUAUGAUGAUGAGACUGGUGGACAGGCUGGAGGUGAUGAGCCGCAUAAAUUCAGACCCAUUGCGAAUGUAGUUGAUCGCCGCAAGGACUUUGACUCCCACUGGGAGAUGAAAGAUGAUUCUCCAUCAGCGAAACCUGCACCUCAGCGUAUCUCUGAAGACAGAGCCAAGGCAGUCAAGAUGAUGGAACCCAAUUGGAUCGCAGGUGAUAAAUCCCCAGAUCAGAAGGAGAAUAUGCCACCUACUGCCAAGGCUCCACUUUCCGACGCGACCAAUGCCAUGAGUCACAGAAACGAUGAGCACAAAGGAAUCGCCACGGGUGGUAAUGGAAUGGGUGGCAAGAAGGGUGUUGGUCGUCAAUGGGGCUUCGGUGAUGAUAGCGAUGGUGAGGAGGCCGAACACAACAAACCCAACAAAUUUCGAACCGGCAAGCAGGGAGGCAAGAACCAAGUGACUGGUGGUGAUUUCUGGGAUUUUUAA
Lachnellula hyalina is the source of this 1713-nucleotide messenger RNA. RefSeq lists its product as uncharacterized. The record is from RefSeq and is a predicted model, not a curated record. The coding region runs from base 1 to 1713 and encodes 570 amino acids. The transcript is spliced from 2 exons. NCBI's taxonomy places the organism in Eukaryota, Fungi, Ascomycota, Leotiomycetes, Helotiales, Lachnaceae.